Molecule: messenger RNA, 3803 nt
Organism: Caretta caretta (loggerhead turtle)
Lineage: Eukaryota; Metazoa; Chordata; Testudines; Cheloniidae
Source: RefSeq, a predicted model, not a curated record
AAUCCCUCUAGGCAAAACCUUAAGUUACAAAAAAGACACACAGACAGAAAUAGUCAUUCUAUUCAGCACAGUUCUUUUCUCAGCCAUUUAAAGAAAUCAUAAUCUAACACAUACCUAGCUAGAUUACUUACUAAAAGUUCUAAGACUCCAUUCCUGUUCUAUCCCCAGCAAAAGCAGCAUACCGAUAGGCACAGACCCUUUGUUUCUCUCCCUCCUCCCAGCUUUUGAAAGUAUCUUGUCUCCUCAUUGGUCAUUUUGGUCAGGUGCCAGCGAGGUUACCUUUAGCUUCCUAACCCUUUACAGGUGAGAGGAUUUUUCCUCUGGCCUGGAGGGAUUUUAAAGGGGUUUACCCUUCCCUUUAUAUUUAUGACACCCCCAAGAUUGAUAAAGGAAUUUUUCCUCCUUUUCUGCUUCCUCCUAGGAGAGCAAAUAUGUCAGAUGGAAAGCUGUUGGAAUAUUCUAUUGUACCUUCAGAGAGGGGGAGAUCUUACACUAAAUGUAACUUACUUAGGUCCAGUAAUAUGAGAUAAGUGAUCCAGUGAAAUCAAAAGAAUAAAUUGUGGAAGGCAGAUCUGUGAAUUAAUUUUUUUUUAAUCUCCAUUUAAAACAAGGGGGAUCACACGUGUCUUCUUUUCCUAAUGAAGAUCUCCCCAGGAACAGAUCGAUCAGCCUGCCUGCUUUCGGUAUAGGUGAGAUACUUGAUCAUUAACUCUUCUAUAACGUUUGGAUAAUUAUGUUUUCUCUCUCACUUUUGAUGCAUCUAACUUACUUCUUGUUUGUCCUGUUAAUCAUGUUGCUGCCUCCUCUGAGCAUCCUGUUGGGAUUGGCUGCCUGCUGUUCAUCCUUAGAUAAUGGUUUACUAAGGACUCCACCAAUGGGCUGGCUGCCUUGGGAACGUUUUAGAUGCAAUACCAAUUGCAAAAUUGAUCCUGGAAACUGCAUCAGUGAGAACUUGAUCAAAAGUAUGGCAGACAAGAUGGCAGAAGAUGGAUGGAAGGAGCUGGGUUACGAAUAUGUGAACCUUGAUGACUGCUGGUCUGCAAAGGAAAGGGAUUCCCAGGGCAGACUUCAGCCAGACCCAGAUAGGUUUCCAAGUGGUAUUAAAGCUCUUGUUGAUUAUGUACAUUCCAAAGGGCUGAAAUUUGGAAUUUAUAGUGACAUGGGUAACUACACCUGCAGUGGUUACCCUGGGACCACACUGGACACCAUUGAUACAGAUGCCAAAACAUUUGCAGAAUGGGAAGUUGACAUGCUGAAGCUUGAUGGCUGCUAUUCCAACUCAUCUGUUAAAGCAAUAGGCUACCCAAAGAUGAGCAUUGCUCUGAAUAAAACAGGAAGACCCAUCGCUUACUCAUGUAGCUGGCCAGCCUAUGAAGGAGGGCUUCCCCCAAAGGUAAAUUAUACUGUACUUGGUGAAAUUUGUAACCUCUGGAGAAAUUUUGGUGACAUCCAGGAUUCCUGGGAGAGUGUUGUAAAUAUUAUUGAGUGGUAUGGAAAUAACCAGGAUAAACUGCAACCUGCAGCUGGCCCAGGAAGAUGGAAUGAUCCAGAUAUGCUGAUUAUUGGUAACUUUGGCCUGAGUUAUGAGCAGUCAAAAGUACAGAUGGCAUUGUGGGCAAUCCUGGCAGCCCCUCUCUUUAUGUCCAGUGAUUUAAGGACAAUUUCUGAGGAUGCCAAGUACAUCUUGCAAAACAAGCUGUUGAUUUAUAUAAACCAAGAUUCUCUGGGGAUUCAGGGACAGCGCAUUAUACAGAGCCGUCAUUUUGAAGUAUGGAAGAGAAUCCUGUUCAACGGACAGUUUGCUGUAGCAGUGAUGAACAAUGGCACGGACGGCAUGCCAAGACCUUUCACAACCAAUUUUGCACAACUGGGUAUCCUGGAUUGCAAGGAGGGAUACAAGAUAUAUAAUGUUUUGGAGCGAAUGUUCUUAGGAGAUUUUGCACUCGAUACAACUAUUAACAUAGAAGUUACUCCAACGGGUGUAGUCUUGCUGUUUCUCAGGCCUUUGUGUUCUGUCACCUACUUUACAAAACCAGUCUUGAGAACCCAAGCACUUGAACUGCAAUAAAGAGUGUUAACUAGGGUAAUUACAAUGGAGUUCACUGUGGAUGGGAGCAAAGGUACAGGAGCUUUGAAUCAGAGAUAUUUAGUAUCAGGUGCAUUAUCUAAAAUACAUUUGAAAUGGCUGUCAUCUUUCAACUAGCACUAGACAAAUGAGAUCUUGAAGCUGCUUGAACUGCUAUUGUGGGUUCUAUAUUAGCAUAUAUCCAGAGGAAUACGUUGAGGCUGAGCCUGCAGAAGGGAAGAAAAACAGCACUUUCAAACAGUACAAAACCAAGUGGCUGAUCUUUGUUUUUUCAGGAACAUCUUGUUUUAAAGAUGAGAUUUCUCUUUGUACAAAAAACAAAACAAAACCACCACAUUGAAUGCUACAGACCUUUCCUUUGAUCUCCCCACAUAUAGAUGGUACAUAUAACUUUAUUUAGCGAGACCGCAAAGGCGGUCAGACCUGAAAUACAAUAUUCUCUCCUUUCCUCUCACCCUUUUUUUUUUCUUUUUUUUUCCUUAAGUGAGUUUGUUGCAGAAUGUUCCCCAACUGAUAGUGAAAUUAUGUGCUUCAUAAUUAAGGCUGCAGUCCAGUUGGGGCUAAAUAAGCACAGGUGGUUCCUAUUAAAAUGAGCCACAUACGUGCAGCCAGAGGAAGAAUGUAGUCCUUAAACUUUUGGCCCUUUUGCCACGUGACCCAAACAAAACAAACCUAAGAUGCUCGGGUUUUGCUGCAACAUGUAUUUACGUAACAAAAUGUGACAUUUGCACCUCCAUAGUCUCCCUUCCUGCCAGCUCCAUACUCGUGAGCCAAGAAAACACAGCGAUGGACAGGCUGUUUAAGACUUUGCAGACCUUUUUCUGGAGCACUGGUAUUUAUGGAGUUUUGUUAAUAACAGGGUAUUUAGAAUACAAGUUGUUUGGGUCUUUGGCAGUGGGACAGGCUUUGCAUUCUUUUUUGGGCCUGUCAACUUUCAUAGAGCAUCUUUUAAAAAAAAAAAUUACAGCAUUAUUAUUCUCUGUAUAAUAAACUGAAAGUCAACAUGCUCUAGUGGCCUGAAAACGUGGGAUUGAGAACCAGGAAUUUCUUACCCCUGCUUUGCCCCCGGAUGUACUUUGUGGCCUCAACUGAUCUGUGCCUCAGUUUCCACAUCUGUAAAAUAUAGUUCUGAAUGUUUUCCUACCUCACAGGAUUGUAGUGAGGACUGAUUUGUUUUCAGGUAAAUUAAAAUGCACUUUCUCUGUAACGUUUUGACACUUAGGCUUUUGAUAAGUUAAUUUUAUGCAUUUCCCCUUCAGUUACUCCAGAGUCAAUAGCGUAGUACUGGUUUAGUGAGGGAAGAAUCUGGCUUAUAGUAAUUAUUACUCGUAUCUAUUCACUCAUGUCUAAAAGUUUCACUAGUAGUCAGUUUAGAUAUUUUAAUUUUCAUCUUACUGCCAUUUCAUCUUGUUAUACUUAGGGUCAAGGAACCCCUUUUUUAUUGUUCAAGUGUAAAUCAACAAACCUGGUAAAGAAAAAUCAUAAUUACAAUUAUUUUGAAUGAAUGAAUGAAUUUUUUUGAAUGAAUUUUGAAUGAAUAAAGCAUUCUUAAAGCAGUGAGGUCACUUCUCAGCAUUCAUUCAUUUAAAAAGAAACUGAACUUAAAGUAGUGAUGUUUAAUGCAUGAAAAUUAAAUAUUGUUCCAAUCAUCAGAAUGUGUGUGAAAUACAUUUACAGUAAUGUGGAUGAGAAUACUUAAAACCACUUAUAAACACAA